AGCCGCCCGGGGGGGACGCGGCGCUGCGGGGAGCGGGGUCGUGAGGGGCCGAGAGGUGCUCGGCUCUAUGCGGGGCGGCCAUGGAGAAGUUGUACCUGGCGGGGAGCGGCCUGUGGGCCAACGGCACGCUGGGGAACGGCAGCCUGCAGCCCGAGGACAGGGCGACCGUCAGGAACGGCACCGCGGACCCCCUGAAGAGGAACGAGGACAUGGCCAAGGUGGAGGUGACCGUGCUCUGCCUCAUCCUCUUCCUCGCCCUGAGCGGCAACCUGUGCGUGCUGCUGGCCAUCCACACCACCCGGCAGAAGCACUCCCGCAUGUACUUCUUCAUGAAGCACCUGAGCAUCGCUGACCUGGUGGUGGCCGUUUUCCAGGUCCUGCCCCAGCUCAUAUGGGACAUCACCUUCAGGUUCUACGGCCCCGACUUCCUUUGCCGGCUGAUCAAGUACUUGCAGGUGGUGGGGAUGUUCGCCUCCACCUACAUGCUCCUGCUGAUGUCCCUGGACCGCUGCUUGGCCAUCUGUCAGCCGCUGCGGUCCCUGCAUAGGCGGGCGGACCGGGUCUCCGUCCUGCUCACCUGGCUGCUGUGCCUGCUGGUCAGCAUCCCCCAGAUCCACAUCUUUUCCCUGCGGGAUGUGGGGAACGGAGUGUACGACUGCUGGGCUGACUUCAUCCAGCCCUGGGGACCCAAAGCCUAUGUCACCUGGAUAACCCUCAUGGUCUACAUCAUCCCAGUGUUGAUGCUGAGCGUCUGCUACGGCUUAAUCAGCUUCAAAAUCUGGCAGAACGUGAAGCUGAAGACGGCCCACGGGCCCCCCGGGGGGCUGAGCUCCACCGCCCGCGGCGGAGCGGCGUUUGCCAGGGUCAGCAGCACGCGGCUCAUCUCCAAAGCCAAGAUCCGGACGGUCAAAAUGACCUUCAUCAUCGUGCUGGCGUUCAUCGUGUGCUGGACGCCCUUCUUCUUCGUGCAGAUGUGGUCGGUGUGGGACACCAACGCUCCGCAGGAAGCCUCUCCCUUCAUCAUCGCCAUGCUGCUGGCCAGCCUCAACAGCUGCUGCAACCCCUGGAUCUACAUGCUGUACACAGGGCACCUGUUCCACGACCUGAUGCGGCGCUUCCUCUGCUGCUCCGCGCGGUACCUGAAGGCUCGGCCGGCCUGCGAGCUGAGCGUGGGCAGGAAGAGCCAUUCGUCCUCCUUCGUGCUCAGCUGCCGCAGCAGCAGCCAGCACAGCCUGGCGCAGCCGCCCGCCACGUGAGGACACACCGGGCCAAGUGCUGGGAAACGCUGGGACUGUGAGAGGGGAGUGCAGUGUAAAUAUGUAGGUGUACAGACGUGUGUGCGGGAGAGCGCGGGCAGCGCGCGGCGUCGGGCUGGGCAGCGGCGAGGGGAGCUCCGUGCUCAGGGCUGUGCGGGGCUGAGCAGCACAUGAGCCCGUUCCCACUGGUGGCUUUAAUGCACGGAACAUCAUCAGAGCCCCUCCUGCACGGAGCUCAUCUGGGACGGGGCUGAGGGUGGGCACCGCGGGCUGGCAGGAGUAAUGCCAGCAUGGGACUGGGGAUCUGUGCAAUAAUACAUCUGCUGAGCGUGCUCCAGGCUUCUCCUAAGGCAUUUGGGUUACAGUGGGCUCCGUGGGGUUGAGAAGCUGCCAUCUGGUCCCCCGAGGCCAAGCACUUUUCUGGGUUUGCAGCUGAUAGCGUUUGAUCUUUUCCACCAAUGCAACCUUCUUGCUUUGUAACGCACAAAGUCAUGCUCACAGCAUGGGUUUUUUAAUUGUUAAGGAAUACCUGUAAAUAAAACUUUCUGACCGUGUCUUGAUGGAGGGGAGGUGCGGGAGGAGGACUGUGCCUAAGGACGAAGGCCAUGGAUGGCUGUGAUGCAUUUCACAUGGUGUGAGGGUGCUGCUGAGCACAGGGCGGUGUGCUGAGUGCUGUGUGCAGUGCUCCAUGGGCUGCAUGAGGCGGUGCUGAGGGGGGCCCAGUGCUGCUCCCCUCACUGCCUGCAACCCCGUGGGUGCAGCAAGGCUCAGCCUUAGUGUUGGGAGUGGGUACAAAAAGCGCACUGAAAUCUGUACCAGUUUCUUUUUUCACUGUCACCAACACAUACAUUGUCACCUGCCAUGUUGUGGCGUUUCUUUCCAUGUUUUUCCAGGAGCUUCAAGUGGGCUGUCAGCACACACAGCCCAUCUCAGCACCUUCCACCAGACUGAUUUAAGGUGUUUCCGAAGCCUUUUUUCCCCCAUGUUCAUCUUCUUUCUCCCGGCAGUGGGGCAGGGCAGGGUGGGGUCCAGGGAUUUGUCGCCACAGGACACCAACCACAGUCUCAAAGGGCCAAAGGGAAUCAGAGGCACUGCAGCAGGGCAGUGUGUGCUGCUUGUGGGGCUGUAGGGAUGGGAGGUGGUGGGAGCUGGGCUGGGA
This is a messenger RNA of Phasianus colchicus (ring-necked pheasant), 2415 nucleotides long. It is a transcript of the gene OXTR, whose product is annotated as oxytocin receptor. Gene Ontology annotation, molecular function: peptide binding; vasopressin receptor activity; oxytocin receptor activity. Gene Ontology annotation, biological process: G protein-coupled receptor signaling pathway; cellular response to hormone stimulus; positive regulation of vasoconstriction. The record is from RefSeq and is a predicted model, not a curated record. Gene Ontology annotation, cellular component: plasma membrane. Lineage: Eukaryota; Metazoa; Chordata; Aves; Galliformes; Phasianidae.